GUUACCUAAUCGGACGUGCAUGUGCGAAUUUUGUGAUAAUAAUGUCAAGGCCAAUGUUAAAAUUAUAGUUUUUUGUUGAAAUUUGCAAUAAUUUUAGUUUAAAUAAAAUAAAAUUAGAAACAUGUUAUUAUUUCCUAUUAUUGAAUAAUCGUUUUAGUGUUCAGAAUCGUCCUAAACCCUAAAGUACAAGUGUUGCUUCCGCGUCAUAACCUCUUUUCAAAUAAUAUCUAUGGAUGGAGAUAAUAUGCGCCAUAAAUUGAGAAACGCAUGAAGUUCGCGUUGCGAAUCUGGCCGAUUGAUGUGAAAGAUAUUCCGAAGGCCGUGAGUGAACACGGAAAUCGAGAUGUGUGUGUGGUCAAAAGACAGUGCAAGGUAGGGGUCGGGUGGCGUUUGUGAUGGCAAAAAUUUUGCAAAUGCACGGUCACUGACAUUAGCACCCACAAUGGACCAGCAGUUCUGCUUGCGCUGGAACAACCAUCCAAACAAUCUGACUGAUGUGCUUGCGAGUCUGCUACAGAGAGAAGCUCUCUGUGAUGUCACCCUCGCGUGCGAUGGGGAAACAGUCAAGGCACACCAAACUAUAUUAUCAGCAUGCUCCCCAUAUUUUGAAAGUAUAUUUCUACAGAACUCUCAUCCACAUCCAAUCAUAUUCCUCAAAGAUGUACGAUUCUCGGAGAUGAAAUCCCUCCUUGACUUCAUGUACAAGGGUGAAGUAAAUGUUGGCCAAAAUAUGCUACCAAUGUUCCUAAAAACUGCUGAAAGCUUACAAGUUAGAGGUUUGACAGAAAAUAAUACGUUAAAUCCGAAGUCGGAGGAGCGGUCGACGCCGUCGGUGAGCGCGGAGAACCUGUCGCGCGCCGAGUCGUUCGCGACGCCGCCCGCCGCGCACUGCGCGCCGCCCGCGCCCCUCACGCCGCUGCCGCCCGCGCCGCCGCCGCACCUGCCGCACCAGCCGCACGCCUCCCACGCCUCGCACCAGCCGCAGCUGCAGCCGCUCGAGAAGCGCCGCAGGAAGAACUCCACCGUGCCCCGCGACGACCUCGACUCCGCUUACCGUCACUACGAGCAGGGCCACCUAAAAUCUGGCAAGGGGGGUUCGACGGGGUCAGGAUCGGAGCCGUCGACGCCGCCGCCGGCGCACACCGCGGCGCGGCUGGGCACGCGCUCGCCUGCGCACACGCCGCUUGUGAAGCAGGAGCCGGACUCGCCGUAUGGCGCGUCGACUCUCGCGCCGCAGCAACCCGCGCAUGCACCGCCCUUUGACCAGCCCCACCUGCAGACUUCAGCCUGGCUUCGGGUGAACAAUGUGGAGGACCGUAACGAAUCCCUUUUGGACCUCAGCUCGGGUCGAACCUCGGGCAACAUACUCGCUUCGAUCCUCGCUCUUCCGCCCGGAGACGUUUGCGCGCCCGCCACCCCGAAUAGAAAGUGUACUCUCACUGCUAAGAAGGGAGGACGAUUCCGUACUAAUUGGCUGUCGAUAUAUCCUUGGUUACAAUAUGACAAGUCGCUAAAUAUCAUGUAUUGCAUUUACUGCCGCAAAUGGUCGCACGAGCUGUCAGUGAAACGCACGUCGUUUGUGGAAGGCAACGCCAACUUCAGACUGGAAAUUUUGAAUCAUCACGAUAAAUGCAAAGCGCAUAGUUUUUGUCGAGAUCUUGAACAAUCUCAGAGUGUAAAUAAUGUGAAAAUUAACCAAAAGACUAGUGAUAGUUCUUGAAAUUCCUCGAAGUCUAUGUACAAAUGAAUAAGUAUUUGUAUAUAUUAUUAAACUGUAUCGAACUCGGAACGGUAGGAGCAGUGAUGAUUUAUACAUAAAAUGUGUAAUAGUCUUGCAAUUAAGGUUAAUAAUAAUGGGUACAUGUUACGGUAAUUUAUAGGUAUUACCGUUACCCGAGAUAGCUUGCAAC
Molecule: messenger RNA, 1910 nt
Organism: Manduca sexta (tobacco hornworm)
Lineage: Eukaryota; Metazoa; Arthropoda; Insecta; Lepidoptera; Sphingidae
Product: protein tramtrack, beta isoform-like
Exons: 8
Coding region: 443-1720 (425 amino acids)
Biological process (GO): regulation of transcription by RNA polymerase II
Cellular component (GO): nucleus
Molecular function (GO): protein binding
Source: RefSeq, a predicted model, not a curated record